AUGAAUAAUGGACUUUUUCCCCCAGCUGUCGAUCAGGACCCCAACGCAGCACCCAAGUGCGACACCUCUCAGUGCAUACUUCCCGACUGUUUCUGCUCUGCGGACGGAACCCAGAUCCCGGGUGGCCUGGAACCCUCUCAGGUGCCACAAAUGGUGACCAUCACCUUCUCCGGCGCCAUCAACGUGGACAACAUCGACCUCUUCGACGAAGUCUUCAAUGGGAACCGCCAGAACCCGAAUGGAUGCCAGAUCAAGGGCACUUUCUUCGUGUCUCACAAGUACACCAACUACUCUGCCGUGCAAGAGCUGCAUCGCAAGGGUCACGAAAUGGCCGUGUUUUCCGUGACGAAUGACGGGGAUGAGAAUUACUGGACUGGCGGGUCGUACGAGGACUGGCUCGCUGAGAUGGCUGGUGCCCGACUCAUCAUAGAGCGCUUUGCCAACAUCACAGAUAACUCCAUCAUUGGUGUACGAGCACCAUACCUGAGGAUCGGAGGAAACACGCAAUUCGAGAUGAUGGCUGACCAGUUGUUUGUCUACGAUGCCACCAUCACGGCGCCUUUGAGCCGUGUCCCGAUCUGGCCCUACACUUUGUACUUCCGCAUGCCGCAUAAAUGUGCCGGCAAUGCCAACAAUUGUCCUUCCAGGAGCCACCCCGUGUGGGAAAUGGUCAUGAAUGAGUUGGACAGGAGAGAUGACCCAACUUUUGAUGAGAAACUGCCUGGCUGUCACUUCGUGGACUCCUGCACAAACAUUCAGAGUGCUGAUCAGUUUGGUCGCCUCCUGCGCCACAACCUCAACAGACAUCUCAACACGAACCGUCGUGGGAACCCUGACGUAAAGGUCAUUCAAUGGAUGCAAAAUCCCACAGAGCUGACUGGGCUCAGGGACUUCCAAGAGUGGAAGGACAAGUGUGAAGUGAAGGGGAACCCGUAUUGCUCCUUGCCCAAUACGUGUGCCUCCACGACUCGCGAGCUGCCUGGGGAAACCCUGCGGCUCUUCACCUGCAUGGACUGCCCCAACAACUACCCCUGGAUCCUUGAUCCCACUGGGGAUGGGCUCAGGACUAGGAAAUGA
Notodromas monacha is the source of this 1077-nucleotide messenger RNA. The record is from the annotation of a GenBank genome assembly. Lineage: Eukaryota; Metazoa; Arthropoda; Ostracoda; Podocopida; Cyprididae.